AUGCAGCACGGUAAUACUAAGAAGGUGACUAUUGCUGAUGAUGGGGUAUUCAGGCUUCAAGGACGGAUUUGUAUGCAUACUAUGAAUGGGUUGUCGGAGAUGAUUCUUAAGAAGGCCCAUACUUUACGAUAUUCCAUUCAUCCGGGCACCGCGAAGAUGUAUCAUACUUUGAAGCAGCACUACUGGUGGAUAAGAAUGAAGAAAGUUAUUGUAAUAAAGAAGAAAGAUAUUGUUGAUUAUGUGGAACGGUUAUUGAACUAUCAACAGGAUAUUUUACGAGCCCGUGUCAUUGAUUUUGGGGAUCAGUGGGAUCCGUUUUAUCCGCCAGUAGAGUUUGCCUACAACAACAGCUAUCAGUCGAGCAUCCAGAUGGAUCUAUAUGAGGCCCUAUAUGGGAGGCAAUGUCGAGUAUCCGGAUGGCCUUCUCCAGUAGGCUGGUUUGAGCCUGCGGAGGCUAGGUUGUUGGGCACUGAUAUGGUUCAUGAUGCUUUGGAGAAGGUGAAUACAGCUCAAUCAAUAAAAUAA
Nicotiana attenuata is the source of this 525-nucleotide messenger RNA. RefSeq lists its product as uncharacterized. Bases 1 to 525 code for a protein of 174 amino acids. The transcript has 2 exons. The record is from RefSeq and is a predicted model, not a curated record. NCBI's taxonomy places the organism in Eukaryota, Viridiplantae, Streptophyta, Magnoliopsida, Solanales, Solanaceae.